This is a messenger RNA of Lodderomyces beijingensis, 1233 nucleotides long. NCBI's taxonomy places the organism in Eukaryota, Fungi, Ascomycota, Pichiomycetes, Serinales, Debaryomycetaceae. The record is from the annotation of a GenBank genome assembly.
AUGGACCCAACAAGUGAUCCCGACUUUACCCCACCCUCGCGGCAAAAGGAGUUUGAACCAACAGCCCCUCCACACAAGAUCCCACAUAAUUUCCCUAUUCAGCCGUUUGUGAUGGAGGACUUGGGCCAGGCGUUGGACGGGCCAGCCCCACAUCCGUCGACCUCGAAUAACAAUUUGAGGCCGGGAGCCGUCUCGCUAAAGUCGUAUGAGAGCACAGGAGGAGGAGGAGGAGGCGGGUCAGGAGCAGACUCUGACUCGAAAUACCAAUCCAAGAUUGCCCGCAAGCAUACCGAGUUGAUCAACUCGUCUUCAGACGAGGAAAACCUCGACAUCGAAAUAGACUCGGAGCCAGGCAACACCAGCCAAGAGAUUCUCCCGCCUUCGAUCCAGAUAAGGUCUUCGCAGAUUGCCGACUUGGAAGAAGUGCCUCAUGGGAUCCAGAGACAGGCGAGAAAUUUGAAAAAUUACCAUUUCCCAACGCAUAGGCUAGCCACGACGUUGCUGGACGACUCAAAAUCGCCCUUGGUUAUAGUCGCUUGUGGGAGUUUUUCUCCCAUCACGUAUCUACAUCUCAGAAUGUUUGAAAUGGCGCUAGACGCGGUGAUGGAGCAAACGAGGUUCCAAGUUGUCGGGGGCUUUUUCAGCCCCGUCUCGUCAAACUAUAAAAAACAGGGGUUGGCGGAAGCACACCACCGAGUGCGUAUGUGCGAAUUGGCAUGUGAAAGAACAUCGUCAUGGUUGAUGGUUGACGCUUGGGAAUCGCUUCAACCGAGGUACACGAGGACAGCGUUGGUGUUGGACCAUUUCAACGAAGAGAUCAACAUCAAGAGAGGCGGCGUGAUGACAAAGUCGGGCCAUAAACGAGGCGUCAAGAUUAUGUUGCUAGCAGGCGGCGACUUGAUUGAGUCCAUGGGUGAGCCAGACGUGUGGGCCGAUGUCGACCUCCAUCACAUCUUGGGCAAAUACGGCUGCUUGAUAGUGGAAAGAACGGGUUCAGACGUUCGAAGUUUCCUCUUGAGUCACGAUAUCAUGUAUGAGCAUCGCAAAAACAUCAUGGUCAUCAAGCAGUUAAUCUACAAUGACAUCUCAUCGACAAAGAUCCGCUUGUUUAUCCGGCGAGGUAUGUCGGUGCAAUACCUUUUACCAAACUCAGUCAUCAGAUAUAUACAACAGCAUAACCUCUAUGGCGAUUCGGAACCGGUGAAACAAGUUAUGUUGGACAGAGUAGAAUAA